Messenger RNA from Nicotiana tabacum (common tobacco), 3791 nucleotides. RefSeq lists its product as uncharacterized. The record is from RefSeq and is a predicted model, not a curated record. Lineage: Eukaryota; Viridiplantae; Streptophyta; Magnoliopsida; Solanales; Solanaceae.
AUAAAAUCCAACCAUCUUUCACCCGAAGAUUAAUUCUGUCUCUCUUCGUGUCAUCUCCGUUAAAUUUCCUCCACUCACAAAGAGGACACCAUUUUCUACCCUUUUGCCACCGUCUUCUUCCCCACACACCACCAUAGUUAACCACCUACAGACCCGAAAAGUGAGGUACCUUCACCGGAGUUGAACUUGGACGUAUUUAAAGUUAACUUUCAGGAUAUUAAUAAAGCAUUUGGCUUAUUUCAAGAAAGGAAAAUGUUGUCUUGUACCAUUUGGAUGGAUAAAUAAUCCUUUUUUAUUUCUCUUUACUGCAAAGGAAAAAAAAUAUGUUAUAGAACUCCUUUUUCUGAUAUCUGAAGAUUCAAUACUUAGACACUAGUUCUUUGUAUUAUUAGAGGAAAAGACUUAGGUAGUCGCUUAAAUAUGCCUAUAAGAGUAUUUUUAUCCCUUAUCUAUAUCACUAAAUAUAAAAUAUCCCUUAUCUUUAUAAAAGUGGACAAAUAUAGAGUUAAAAUAAACACUGUUAAACUAAAAACUGAAAACAUAUACGCGGGUGAAGGGAAAAUCCCUAAUUCCUUCUCUUUGCUUUGGCGCCAACACCGUUCUUCCAAUUACCUCUCUUUGCUUUGGCGCCAAAAUCAUUCUUCUAAAAUCAAAACUUUGCCAUUGUCGAUCUUUAUUCUCCAUCGCCAGCCAUGUAUAUCAAAAGGAAUGGUGAAAUAGAAGCAAGCCCAUCUUAUGCAUUAAGGUAUAUCACGGGGGGUUGAUGAAGCAUCAACCAACUAAAUAUGUUAGAGGUAUGGUCGACUACUUUGACUAUGUGAAACCAACAGAUCUUAAUAUGACAGAGUUGAGGAAGAUGGCCGACAUUUGUAGUUACGUCAAUGAUUCAGUGAUUUUCUGGCACAGAUAUGGUAAGUUUGGUAACAUAUUGAGACUAGUAUCAACUGAAGUUGAAGCUAGCCGAAUCGCAAAAUCGGUUCCCAAAGAUAAUAUAGUUGAGAUAUAAUUUGAGCAUCUGGACUAUUACUUUGAAAUGGCAGAGAUUGAACCUGAUAAUGAAGGUCAAACAAUCAACAUUCAAAAUAUGCAACAAACUAUUGGAAUUACUGAGAAACUGGCUGAAACGUCAAACUCGUCUAGUUGUGAUGAGUUUGAUGAUUCUAAAAAUGAAAUAUCAGAUUUCAAUCCAAUGCUUGAUAAGGGAGUUACUGGAAAACAACGUGUUGAAGGUGGUAGAGAGCGUAUUAGUGCCGAGGUUCAAAAGAAGUUGUCAAAUGAAGAAGGGGAUUCUGAUUGCGUGAAUUCUUCGGACACUUUAAGCUUGGAUAGUGAUUCAGACUAUGAGAGUUUUGAUUUUCCCAAGUACAAUCCUAAAACUGAUGAGAAGAAUCCCGUACUUGCUCUUGCAUAUACAUUUGAAAACAAAAAAGAGUUUAAAUAUGCUGUGGAAACUCACGAAAUAAAAGCUGGAAAGUAUAUCAAGUGGCGCAAAAAUGACAAGAUAAGAAUAAGAGGUAAGUGCAUACAUCCGACUUGUGAGUGGAAAAUUAUGGCAUCAAGAACGUACAGGGACAUGAAUUUCAAAUAAAAACUUACAACCCUGAGCAUAGUUGUAAAAAUUGGCAUCACUGUAAUAAGACGAUCACAUCUUCUUUUAUUGCGAGGAGAUAUCUGGAUACCAUCAGUUCAAACAGGGAUUUGAAUGUUUCUAAAUUCAGAGAUACAAUUAGUCGGAAACUUAAAGCUCAUGUUAGUUUACCUCAAGCUAGAAGGGCUAAAAGAAAGGCCAUUGCAUUGCUUGAUGGUGAUACUAAAGAUCAAUUUGCUAUGUUGUGGGACUACAUCGAUGAGCUUGAAAGGACAAAUCCAGGUAGUUCGAUUCAUGUGAAAUUAACAGAAAAUGAAAUAGCUAACAAGCCAUAUAUAUUUCAGAGAAUUUAUAUAUGCUUUGCUGCUUGUAAGGAAGGCUUCAAUCCCGGUUGUAGAAAGAUAGUUGGUGUAGAUGGUUAUUGGUUAAAGAGCCCGAUGUAUGGAACUCAAUUGUUAGCGGCAGUUGGACUUGAUGCUAAUAAUAACAUAUUCCCAAUAGCAUAUGCAAUUGUUGAAAAGGAAACACAUGAUACAUGGUCAUGGUUUUUGAACUACUUGUCUGUUGAUUUGGAGAUUGGUGAUCAUGGUGGUUGGACCUUCAUGUCAGAUAAGCAAAAAGGUCUUCUUGAAGCAUUUAACGAUGUGUUGCCAUUCGUCAGUCAUAGAUUCUGCGUGAGAUACCUCUAUGGUAAUUUCAGGAGGGCUAUCUUUAGUGGUUUCUCCUUAAGGAAUGCACUUUUGGCUGCUGCAAAGGCUACGACGGUGAAGUUCUUUCAUGAUCGCAUGUCUGACCUUUUAAACUUAGAUGCAGAUGCUGUUUCUUGGUUAAAUACAAACCACCAAGUGAAUGGUCUAGAUCUCACUUCAAUCCAAAUGCUAAGUGUGAUAUCUUGUUGAGUAACAUGUGUGAAUCCUUUAAUAGCAUGAUACUCGAGACCCGAGACAAGGCCAUUAUAACAUUGUUAGAGAAAUUAAGAUACUUAUUGAUGGCUCGGAUACAAGCUAACAUGGAUAAAGGAGAAAAAUGGAAUUCGGGUGAUGUUUGCCCUAGGAUCAAGGAUAUUUUACACAAAAAUGAGUCUGUAGCAGCUGCGUUUAUUCCUCAAAAAUCAAAUAAGUGGAACUAUGAAAUCCUUGGAGAGAGCAUGGAUGAUAAUUGGGAAGUGGACCUACAUAACAGAACAUGUAGUUGUAGGAAGUGGACUAUAACCGGAUAUCCUUGCAAGCAUGCCAUUUCGGCCAUUUGGGCUAAAAAUGAUGAGGUAAUUAACUACGUCGAUGACUGUUACAUGGUGGAAACAUAUAGGAGAAUUUAUGAACAUGCUAUUCUUCCAAUUAAUGGAUAACAAUUGUGGCCUAAAUCUAGUAAGAUUCCUCCUUUGCCUCCAAAGAAUGUGAAACAAAAGAGAGGAAGAAAGCAAAAAUUGAGGAGAAAGGAAUUUGGGGAAGCUGGAGCGAGUAGAACAAGGAUGAAAAGGAAGCAAACAACUAUUGAAUGUAGCAUUUGUCAUAAGCCUGGUCACAACAAGAGAACUUGCAAGUUUAGCUAUGUGGAGAGAGAAACUGACCUAAAUGAACCAGUCUUUUGGCAAUCAACUACAUCAUCACAUCCUGAAAAAUUGCCGGUAUAAUAUUUGAAUCUGAUGUAAUUUUUAAAUCGCCUUUCUAUUUACAAGUUAAAAGUUAAACCAUGUUUUCUCUAUUUUGUAGGUUAGAAUAGGAGAAGUAAAUGAGGUAAAAGUUGGAUGUUCUUCGAAUUACUUUUGCUGCUAUUUUUGGAUGAUGUUUAACUCAUGGUUGCUGCUAUUUUUCUUUUUUCUUUUUGGAAGCCGAAUUACUCAAAUAAGUUCCAUUUACAUGUUACACAUUAAACCAUAUUUCUAUAUUUUGUAGGUUAGAACAGGAGAAGUAGAACAGGGCAGUUCUCACUACUAUUGAAGACAUUCUACUGUUGGAAUUCUUAGCUGCUGUGUCGUGGACAUUGUUCUAGUCAUAUUUCAUGCUGUUUAGGAAUCGUUGAAGACCUUGAAGCAUGGAUGUUGUUGUUUGGUCAUUUUUUUUGUUGUUUCUAGUCACAAUGGAAGUGAUUCUUGUUAAAUGUUUUUACUUUUCAGAUGUUUGAACAUCAUAUACAAUAUGUCGUUCAUGUUUUGAGCAAAUUGCUAUAACUAUGUUUCAAUACUUUAAUGCAUCAUAUAAUU